Molecule: messenger RNA, 3806 nt
Organism: Paramacrobiotus metropolitanus
Lineage: Eukaryota; Metazoa; Tardigrada; Eutardigrada; Parachela; Macrobiotidae
Exons: 8
Coding region: 133-3738 (1201 amino acids)
Biological process (GO): proteolysis
Molecular function (GO): metalloendopeptidase activity; zinc ion binding
Source: RefSeq, a predicted model, not a curated record
UUCAGUUAAAUCAAUCUAAUCAGUGGUAUGGUAUUCAGUAGCCAACUCGGUAUGAAUACUUAAAUUAAUUUUGUUAUUUUUUUAAAAAUACGAGUAACAAUUUAAAUUGUGUUGGGCUUACGGUGGAAUAUCAUGAACCGGUCGUUUGUAUGGAGUACAUUUGUCGUCCUGGCGUGGUGCAGAGGCUGCACUGCUUCAGAAUUACCAACAGACUGGGAAGCGUACAUUUCUCCAGAAAUCUUGGAGAGAUAUGCCGGAAAGCCGCCUGAUAAUUCUUCGGCUGAGCCGCAAUUCGAGGAAGACAUCCUGGGCAUCGAUCUAGCUGAGAACGAGAUGAAUGCGUCGCACACAGAUAAUAACUUUUUUGACACCUCGUACUCGCGUUGGCCCAGUGGAAUCGUUCCUUUUGAAAUCAGCACAGCCUUCACUGAAGAAGAAAGAUUUACCAUCCAAACGACCCUAGAAAAAAUGUCUAAAACCACCGGGAACUGCAUUAACUUCGUUCCUCGCAUGCACCAUCGGGACUACGUGCAGUUCGUCCGCAGCAAAGAAUGCUCAUCCUAUAUCGGACGUCAGACGAGCGGUAGGCAGCUGAUUCGGCUAGCUCCCGCAUGCGCCUCAGACCCGGGAGACAUUCAGCACGAAGCAAUGCAUGCGCUAGGUUUCUGCCACGAAAUGAGUCGUCCUGAUCGUGACCAGUAUAUAAAGGUUAUUUACGAAAAUAUACCACAAGAAAACUGGCACAAUUUUGAAAUUCGGGUGCGAAAUACUCGCACUUUUGGCCUGCCUUACGAUUACGCUUCAAUUAUGCAUUAUCCAAUUUUUGCUUUCUCCAAAGACACGACUAAACCAACCAUAAUUCCCACCAAAAAGCCAGCACAGUGCAUUGGACAGAAAUAUGGCAUAAGCUACCUGGAUGUGUUGAAAAUCAAGAUUGCUUAUGGCUGCUUAGACGAAUCGCAGAUCAAAUCAACUAACUGGACAAAAUAUUUACAAGAGAAUACAAUGUGCUCGAAAGUGGCUUUGCGACCCAGUGAAGGUUUUGAAAUUGGCAAGGAUUACUUUUCCCCGUUAAAGACUCACAGGUUAACCCUGCAAACCGAUAAAAACCUCGUAAUGUAUCGCGAAUGUGACGGGAAGUCUGUAUUCGCUACUUUUACUUAUGGUUUUCCGAAAGUCAAAGCAGUGUUGAAUGAGGACGGGCAAUUUGAAAUGGAAACAUAUGUGAGCGCAAAGGAAUCGCAGCCACUCAGAUACUGGGGUUCUGAAACAUGGGGGUAUCAAGGCUCAGAACUGUUCGUGUCGGACGCGGGAUACUUUUACUUAUGUAAUUACGCACACGGAUGUUAUUGGCGCUCUAGCGGCCAUCAUAUUCGCGGCUGCAACGGAACUACUAACUAUUUCCCAUCCAUAACGUACAAAUAUCGAGUGAUCAUCAAAUCCGGAGAGAACUUGGACCUCUCAUCCACAUACCUCUCUUACAAUGAAGAAUUUAGCGUGACAGUACAUAAACGAAGAGCGAUUGUGGUAUGGCGAAGAUGUGAUAAUCGGCAAGCAUUUCGAGCAGUGGCCCGGAAAGCAAUAACCAGCAUUACCCUACAUGGGACAGGUAAUCUAGUGGCAUAUGCGGCGGAUCAGUCGUAUGUCUGGUGGUCGGGUACUGAUGGAUCCAGCCAUUUAAAGCCGGAGCUACGACUGUACGAUAACGGAUUCCUUUACCUGUGCGAUGUUAAUGGAUGCUACUGGCAGUCAAGUGGCUUCCUGGAUAAGUGUUCUGCAAAUACGCGCAAAUUAUCGCACAAACACAAAGUGUGUGCGACCUUAUGGUACGAGACAAACUAUACAAAAGGAGAGACUCCAGUCGUGGCAGGAACGGAGAGCAACGUAUACGAAACUUCCCAAGAUAAAUUUAGUUCCGCUAAGGUAACUUUGGACUGCACUUUGGUGCUAUAUAGUCAUGUGAACUAUGGUGGAAUUUCCACCGCUUUUACCUCAACUGGCCCAACAAAGGAUGGAUAUCGCUGGUACACGUUUCAAGGCCAAGGAUGGGAUAAUACUGCCCGUUCGCUGCGAUGUUAUUGUUCACGAGGGCAGAAAAUCGUGGCCGCUGUUCCACAUAAACAAACUGAUUUGGAAAUACAAGAAUCGGUCUGUGCUACCUUGUGGUGGGAGUCAAAUUACACUGCACAGGAGACGGUAGUGGCUCGCAACAGUGAUUUUAAUCUGGACAAAACUAUGCAGGACAAAAUCAGUUCCGUCAAGGUGACGUUUGGUUGUACAUUAACACUUUACAGCCAGAUAAAUUUUCUCGGAAAUAUGACGAGUUUCACUCCUGUCCGGGAUGGAUAUGGAUGGUACAGCUCGCUCGGAAAAUCUUGGGAUAAUACUGCACGCUCGCUAAUAUGCUACUGUCGUGAUCACCAAGUGUCGGUUCCUACAAUAACGAUCGAAGCUGCAGGUCAACAGGAAUCACUGUGCGCCGUUCUAUGGACAGAUCCGGACUUUACACUGGGAGAAACAUUGGUGAAUAAUGGUGCAGAAAGCAAUCUAGAUGCUAGCCUCCAUGCUAAAUUUAGUUCAGCUAAAGUUACACCGGGAUGCACACUAGUGGCAUACACUCUAAUCAAUUUCAAAGGAAAGGCAACGGUUUAUUCUCCGGUGAAUGAAAGUCAUAUUUUCUUUUUAUUCGAGGGUGAUGGGAAUACCACGGCGCGAUCUAUUAAAUGCUUUUGCAGUUCAAAUCAUCCAAGAGACCCAACGUUGAUGCUCACUUCUGAGACAAGUUAUUCCCAGGCUCCACGAUGUGCCUUUUUUUGGCUGGAUGCAAAUUACGAAGGGAGCUCCUGGUAUAUAGAUGCCGAUACAGAAGGCAAUAUCGUCGAAGCCGCCAUAAACAGUGUCAGCUCCGUUAAGGUCACGCUUGGAUGUGUACUGGUAUUUUAUAGCUCGAAAAAUUACAGAGGAAUCGCCACGGGUUUCUGCCCAACUGUAGAGAACGAGUUGCACUACUCUUUCCAAGGCCGAUCCUACGACAAUACUGCACAAUCAUAUCGGUGUUUUUGUUCUCGACUAAAUCCGGAAAAUAAAGCACUCACACCAGAUAUUGGUGCAGAGCGUCCCAACUUGCAGGAAGGACUGUGUGCUGUUCUUUGGUUGGAACCAAACUUUACAGGAGUCGAAAUACCAAUCGGAAGAGGAACUGCUGCCAACCUGCAUACAAGCAUUCAUGAUAAAGUCAGCUCUGCAAGGGUUACAAAGGGAUGCCAGCUAACUAUCUACUCGGUAACCGACUUCCAAGGAAUUUAUGCACCUUUCAGCCCAUCCGAGGUAAAUGGUCGCUAUAUCUUUGAUAAUAAAAAUUACGAUAAUACUGCACGGUCAGUUGAGUGCUAUUGCUCUCUCAAACGGCGGGCACUUUCAACAAGUAUGCCAACAUUGUACGCCGGAGAAAAGGUUCCGCGGAAGCCCGUGUGUGCAUACCUGUGGCUGGAUCCGGAUUAUUCAAACGGGGAGACGACAAUAGCUGUCGAUGAACAAGGAGAUCUGUCAGUUCAUUUGCAGGAUAAAUUCAGCUCAACUAUUGUGACGGUCGGCUGCACGCUCGUAACAUACAGUUUGACCAACUUUAAAGGGAAUGUCACGGCGUUCACUGCUACGGGCAACGAAAAUAAAGCGUUCUGUUUCCAAGGACAGAGUUAUGAUAAUGAUGCGCGAUCAGUAAAGUGCUACUGUUUUUAGAACCUUCGCACUGUUGGAUUAGUAAUCGAAACAGUAUGUCGUGCUCUCUUCUCCCUUCGAUGCUUCUA